AUGUUUAGCAAGUGUCAAAUUGUACCGGCACUUGCUUCAGCUGUUCAUGGUGCAACUGAAGAACUUCCACUUAUGCCUGACUCUCCUUCACCAUUAAUUAAUCGUAGUCGAUUAGCAUCAUCAACAUCAUCAACAACAUCUCCACAUUUAAUAAAUAGUGAUUCACAUUCAUCGAAUAAAAUUCGUUUAAAUUCUAUACCAACAUAUUCUCGAGCAACACCACAACUUGAUGUACGAAAAGCAUUUGCUUAUUUUGAUAAAAAUCGUGAUGGAAAAUUAAGUAUUAAAGAAUUUAAAUCAGUUAUGCAUGAUUUAGGUUAUAAAGCAGUUGAUAAACGUUUUAUAAAACAAAUGUUUGCUGAAGCUAAUCGAAAUGGUAAUAGACGUACAUUAAGUUAUGAAGAAUUUGUAGAUUUUCUUGAAUCAAAAUUAAAUUUACAAACUCCAGGAAUAAAAGAACCAACAACAACUAAUCAUUCAUCAUUUUCUCAAGAAACAAAUUCUUUACCAUUACCAAAAAUGCAACUUGAUGUUGAAACAUUAUUUAAUUGUUAUGAUUUAGAUAAAAAUGGUUAUAUUGAACCGAAAGAACUACGUAAAGUAAUGAAACGUUUAACGGGAGAAAAAUUAUCUAAACAAGAUAUUGAAGAAAUGAUUAGUGUGGCCGAUCGAAACGGUGAUGGACUUUUAGAUAAGAACGAAUUUGCACUCUUAUGCAAUGCUUUUUAA
Rotaria sp. Silwood1 is the source of this 729-nucleotide messenger RNA. Lineage: Eukaryota; Metazoa; Rotifera; Eurotatoria; Philodinida; Philodinidae. The record is from the annotation of a GenBank genome assembly.